AUGGCUUAGCAAUAGAGAAAUGAAACAAUAGUGCCUAUUUUAGUUACAUAAGAGGAAUAUAAUGAAAUUAUGAAAUAANAGUACCAUAAGCUUAAUAAGGCAAUGCAUAUCUCGUAUUUUCUCCUCAAAUAUAAUUACAAAAUCAAAUCCAAUAUGCAAAAAAUCAAGUUCAGCCAAUUAUAUAUCCAUAAUUCUAACAAACUCAAUUAUAUCUUAAUCAACCUUUAUUAUAAGCUUAGUAAUAACAAUUCCUACAACCCUAAAUUGUCAAAAAAUAGGAUACUCUGAA
Molecule: messenger RNA, 289 nt
Organism: Paramecium sonneborni
Lineage: Eukaryota; Ciliophora; Oligohymenophorea; Peniculida; Parameciidae
Source: the annotation of a GenBank genome assembly